Molecule: messenger RNA, 1958 nt
Organism: Quercus lobata
Lineage: Eukaryota; Viridiplantae; Streptophyta; Magnoliopsida; Fagales; Fagaceae
Product: GTP binding protein
Exons: 8
Coding region: 370-1629 (419 amino acids)
Molecular function (GO): GTP binding; GTPase activity
Source: RefSeq, a predicted model, not a curated record
AAGUUAUCUUAAGUUCUUAACAAAUAAAAGCCCAAAUAUUUAUAAUUUUAUACCUGAUUCCUGAACCUCAGAACCUGAUACGGUGGGGUGAGGUGAGCAGUUGAGACUUGAGAGAGGCGGAGAGCAGAGAAUCAGAGAGAGGCUGAGGCGGUUCAGCUGGAGACUGGAGACUAGAGAGAGGCGGAGAGCAGAGACUAGAGAGAAAGGAUGUGCCAGAUUAUUUUUGUAAUUCAUUUGAAACUAAAUCCUCUACUACCCGGUUGGUUCUUUUCUAAAAUUUUGGGACUUGGGGGCCUUAGGCAAUUGCCUAACUCGCCUAAGGGAAGGGCCGGCCCUGCUUGAAGCAAUCCAAGUCUGAGAAGAAACAGUAUGACCAGUGCCACCACAGACACAGACGGGCGAGUGAAGAUGGGGGAAGAAGAAAAGAAUUCUCUUGAGAUUGAAAUUGAGAAUCGACCCGCUAUCUUCGUCCUUGGAUCCUCCAAUGUUGGCAAACGGACCCUCCUCUCCCGAUUACUCUCUGUGGAUUUUGAAGAAGCUUCUGAUUCAUCGUCUCAACUUUGUUGCCAUGGCUGGACUAUCAACACCAAGUACUACACGGCUGACGUUUCUGUAUGGAUGGCUCAUCUUCAUGAUGCCUUCUCUAUUGGGACAUUGCCAAUGUUUAACCAGUUGGCUGCCUUGGUCAUGGUUUUUGACAUGAAUGAUUUAUCAUCUCUUGUUGCCCUUAAGGAUUGGGUAGCUCGCACUGAUAUUCAAAAUUUUGAAAUAUUAUUAUGCAUUGGCAACAAGGUGGAUCUCCUUCCAGGGCAUCCAGUUCAUGCUGAAUACAGAAGACACCUGCAGAAGCAGCUUGGAGAUUCCUCUGCUGAUCCUUAUGCAGAGUCUACUGAAUAUGGAAUUUCAGAAACUGAAGGAAGUAGUCUAUUGGGUGACGAAGAACCUUCGUGCGAGAUUAGGAGGUCUUGUUUGGAAUGGUGCACUCAACAUAACAUUGAAUUUAUUGAAGCUUGUGCUUCCAAUGCUGAUUUUGACAAGUGUUUAUCAGUUGAUGGUGAUUCACAAGGAGUUGAACGCCUCUAUGGUGCUCUUUCUGCUCAUAUGUGGCCUGGAAUGAUUCUAAAAUCUGGCAAUAAGAUAACUGAACCAUCAUUACCUGAAAAAGAAGAGUUAUCUUCAGGAGAAUCUGAUUUUGAAUUUGAGUAUGAAAUCCUCUCUGCUGGCUCAGCUGAACCAUGGGAUGACACAGAUAAAGGAUGGGUUUCUGCAAAUGCUGUUACCCCAUCCUCAGAGAUGGCAGGGUUUGUUGCUCAAAAUAGCUCUGUCGUUGAACGUGCUCAAGAGAGUGGAACCAGAUCUGAUGAAGAAAAGCCUUCAACUUCAACGGCGUCAUUGCAGGAUGAGAAUGACCAGGGUGUGAUACCAAAUGCAUCUGAGCAAGCCAUAGAGGUGGAUGAGAGUGCACCUUUUGAAUUAGAGGAUUUGGAACGGUUGAUGUCCGAGAUAGGGAAUGUGCGUGAAAGCUUGAGAUUGAUGCCUGAUUUUCAGAGGAGGGAAAUGGCAGCAAAGCUAGCCAUGAAAAUGGCUGCUAUGUUUGGGGGUGAAAGUGAUAAUGAUGAGGAAAUUUGAUCAGGGAAUGGGCUUACAAUGCUUUGGACUUCAUUGAAUUUUGUUCUUAGUGUCAUUCAUGAUCUUAUGUUGGGAGGGCAUGAGCUGUCUGUUUAUGUACAAAGCAUCUCCUGUGUUGCUAUUCUGCUCUCUGAUUCUCUUGUCACUGCACAACAUGGUUAGUCAUGGAUUAAUAUGCCCGUGAUGUGCUCAAAGAGUUAAAGCCCAGAUUCUCCAAAACAUUGAUACAAAUAUAAAUCCUUGUAGAGGUUGCGUGAUAAUAGUUAAAUGCUUUCAUAUGUAGAUUGACAUUGAUAAGAAAAAUUAGCCAAAUUUUGCUUGUCUUUAAA